This is a messenger RNA of Astrephomene gubernaculifera, 1512 nucleotides long. Lineage: Eukaryota; Viridiplantae; Chlorophyta; Chlorophyceae; Chlamydomonadales; Astrephomenaceae. The record is from the annotation of a GenBank genome assembly.
CAAACACGUACAAGGCUACACGACUACGGCAGUCGUCCUACAACAUGCAACCCAGCAAGGGGAGAGGGAAAUGACUUUUGCAUGCAUAGCUUACAGACAACACUAUCAAUAUAUCAAUAGAGCACUACAAAAGCAAAUAGACUAACCGAGUUCGGUCUACGCUGGCCAACUGAACUGAGACUCCAUUGGGAUAAUUGGCACCAGCAUAGUUAUGGAGUGCGCGCUGCACUCAGCAUGCAGAGGAGGCGUAUUGGUGCGGUCUCGCGCUUCAACUUUGGACCGCCAGCCCCGACCGGCAUUUGCAAGGCCAGGCGUGGCGCUGCCCUUGCGGAGCGCCGUUCUUCAUCAUGUAAAACAGCACGAGCAGCAGCAGCCUUCGAGCAGCGUUUCAUGCCCCGCGGUUGACUAUGGCUAUCCAUCGGCCCCGGAGCUACCGCCGGAGAGGAUGGGCGAAGCAGCAAGGCGUGCACUGUCGCGCGCGACGGGUGCAGUUCGCCGCUAUGGCUGGCUUAGCUUCUGGGCCCAGCUAACACUAUCGGUCGUAGGCGGAGUAAUCCUGCUGUUCUCUGUGGCGUUUACGUCACAGAGUGGGCCGAAGGCGUCGCUGUACCUGACCCUCUUCGGCAUCCUGGCCGGCUUCCUAUCGACCUUCUGGAACUUCGGCUACACGCGCACAGCGCUAAAGAUGCAGGCCUACUUGGAUGCUGCACCUGGGCAAGAGGUACCCAAAGUAAAGAAGCAGCAAGUCGUGGAUAUGGUCACCCGCGGCAUCUUCAUCAACAUGGUAGGAUUGGCAUCCACGCUGGCAGGCGUGCAAGCGCUGGUGGGCAUGUUGGUCGCCAAGACGCUGCAGAUCAGCUCCUACCCCUUCAUGGCCGCUGCCGGGGGCGCCAGCUACAACCCCGUGGUGGCGCUGGACGUGUUCCUGGUGCAGGCCGCCACCAACACGCUGCUGGGGCACUUUGUGAGCCUGGCCUGCUCGCUAUGGCUGCUGCAUGUGGUGGGCGAGGGGCAGGGGCUGAGGUUCCAGGCUACGGCCUCCGACGCCGGCGGCGCUACCGUCAUUGGCAAGGGCAAUGCGGGAACCUACCGAGUCAACUACGGGGCGUAGCGCCCUGCGUGCUGGGAGGCGGCGGGGGGAGGCCCGGCCAGGCAGGCGCUUCGUGUCCCUCGAGCUGCUCAAACAGCGCACCGAGGACUCGCGGCUGCCCGACCCACGGGCCAUCCCGCUUCUAGGGGGCGGUGCCGACAGCCGGGGCGGGGGGGAGCUGCUGCAGACCAACGCAGGUCGCCCGCUUCGAGUGCCGCCUAGACCGACAGGUGGAGGCGGAGGAAGCGGCGGAGGUGGAGGUGGCGGCGGCGGUGCAGGAGGCCGCAGGAGCAAGCCGCAGCGGUCGCAGCAGGGGGGUAGAGAGGGCAGUGGCGGCAACAGCAGUAGCGGCAGCGGUGCCAGCAGCAGUGGCAGUAGUAGCAGGGCUAGCAGCGGCAAUAGCGCGAGUAGCAGUAGCGGGG